This is a messenger RNA of Exophiala mesophila, 2301 nucleotides long. RefSeq lists its product as hypothetical. The transcript is spliced from 7 exons. NCBI's taxonomy places the organism in Eukaryota, Fungi, Ascomycota, Eurotiomycetes, Chaetothyriales, Herpotrichiellaceae. The record is from RefSeq and is a predicted model, not a curated record. Bases 275 to 1600 code for a protein of 441 amino acids.
AGACAACCGUGUUCAACAAAUCGGCGUAUUUUAGGCUCUCGACUUGAUUCAUGCACCAGCGGCAUCCAGUGUCGAUUCUCGGUCUCGACUGCUCUCCGUUUGACACGUCAACAGCCUGCACGAGGUCUGUCGCCACGUAUUACGAGGGCUCUCAAUACCGCCGCUCUGUUUAAUAUUUUUGUGCCAUUUGAACCCCUCGACAAGUGAACCACAAGUCAUGUUGACUUUGCCAUCUUCUUUCCACCCUUUUUCCAUCCGACAUCAUCUAGAAUGAAUGGAGCUGAUCCUCGGCGAGGAGGCUGGCAGAGCCCAGGACAUCUCUGACAUUUUCAGCAGUAUCAGACUUCAAGACCCAGACCAUGUCCAGGAAAUCACGUUGGCAAUCACUGCCUUGAACAACCUCAGCUGGGGCCUCCGCGAACUCGCGGGACAAAUUGACGCCGCGGAUCGCAAAAUCUCUCGAUCGUUCGCCAACGACCUCGACUUGCUACAAAGCAGUGUCGCCCUCACCCUCGAAGAUGUCUGGACCAUCCUUGGCAAGAUCCCUCGAAAUCCCACUGGCGCGGAAUAUCGCAAAGCCUGGAAGGAAGUAUGUCAAUAUUGCGUUGACAUGGGAAAACAAAACUUUCACAUCCGUAUCGAUCGCUACAAACUCUUCAUCUACGCGCUGUGCAAAGUCCUGCAAAGGCAAACCUGUAAUAGGCGCCAAUUUGAACAUCUACGCCACGAAAUCGUUGAUCUUCGCAAUCUGCAACUCGAUAACCGACAAUUGAUCUCUGCGUCCGAAGCCUUGGAGAAUCUCGCUUUGGUUCCAGCUCAGCCUGCAAUUCGGCAACCCAGGUCACAGGAACGCGUUCGACCGACCACCUUGAGACCGACAUCUCCUACCUCGUCCCAUGAUAGUUAUGAGUCAAUGCAACGACAGGCAGUUCCCUCCCCACCCGGAUUAUCGCCUACGACGACAUUCUCCACCAUUAGUCAGACUUCGAACUCGAGCACUGAGGUUUCCACGGACCAUUGGGCAUCCAAGGUCUACAAGAACCUGUCGUCGACGCCGCUGGAAACAGCCCCCGAGACUUCCCGUUGUUUCGGAGGGGUGUUGCGGAGUGGACGUAGCUGGCCAGAAAGGCAUGAGUUUGAACCGAUUCUCAAAUUAAAGUUUCCGGGCGGACUCCAGACUUCGUUCCACUGGCGGCGACGCGACUAUAAAUGCAAACUGCUUUGCGAGUGGGUAGAUGGCAAGCGAGGCCAGAGAUGGUCAUGCAUGUCACUAACCGACCUACACGUGCGCCGCAAGGGUCCCUUCCUAUACUUCUGCCGACCGACUCCCGAGGCUGUCAAUACCGUAUGGACCAGUCUGAAGUUUACUUCAAUUGAGUGGCUCAUCAUUUAUCAUUGUACUUUUCUGUCACUGCGAUCUCACGACAGUACCAGAUCCUUGGACAAUCGCCUGGACCACGACUUGUAUGGGGAGAAAAGCAUGUUUUCUGGGGCGAUCCGAGAUAGUGGCUACAAGCAUGCGUUGAGGGUAUAUCACGAUCGAGGAACAGGUGCCUUACGGCUUGAAGCAGCGGUGCUUGAAGGCGAGAUGCAGAAGUAGGCCGCAUAUGAAAAUGGAUCAUGGUGAUGGUGUUGAUGAUGCCUGGACUGACCAUCGACAUAGUACUCCGAUCUGGACAGCGUUCAUCACCCACCGAAUCACAUCCCCGACGUGGUUCCGAUACAUCAAGCGAAGCUCGACCGUCUACCUCGCCGAACUACAACGCCACAUCUUCUCAUCCGAAUACACACCCUUUAUCGCAGCCAACGGCGAGCACUUUCUGGACUUUGAGUUGGUUCAAGGUAGGUCUGAAUCUGGAUAGUUGUCGCAGCGGAUUGUAUGUCGUCUCACCCGCCUGCAGAUGCCGAAGACUUUGUCAAAACCCUCGAGGACUUUGGUGAAGAGUAUCGCCGCAUGGGGGAGAAGACACCGAAGUGACCAGCCCGUAGAAACUCCAAAUGAUGACCAUGACGAUGCGAUACGAUACAUGAUGCACGAUGCACGAAUUUACGACUCGACGACAAUGGAACCUUAAGGCGGCCAAAAUGACACCCAUGUUUCUCAUGUAAUAGCAAGUGUUUUGAAAGCGGGAGGGCUCUGUGUGCAUGUCGGAAUUCUUUACGAUUCUAGUCAUUCGUGACCUGUCUUCCCAGCUCAUCCUUUUUAUGGUUCUUCUUCUUGUGACACAUGUUUUGAUAGCCCGCUUCAGCAAAGGCGGAGGGUCUCAGUACGACCGGAAGAAUGGAAGAAUUUGUCCUUAA